Messenger RNA from Ustilago hordei, 1923 nucleotides. RefSeq lists its product as uncharacterized. Lineage: Eukaryota; Fungi; Basidiomycota; Ustilaginomycetes; Ustilaginales; Ustilaginaceae. The record is from RefSeq and is a predicted model, not a curated record. Gene Ontology annotation, biological process: regulation of transcription by RNA polymerase II; cell differentiation. Bases 1 to 1923 code for a protein of 640 amino acids. The transcript has a single exon. Gene Ontology annotation, molecular function: RNA polymerase II cis-regulatory region sequence-specific DNA binding; DNA-binding transcription factor activity, RNA polymerase II-specific.
AUGAACCCGAGCUUUGUGAACCAGAACACAACAUCAGACGCCAACUGGGACAGAACAUACGACAAAGAUCAUCCUUUCCAACCCCCUUCGACCGCUCUAUCAGAUCCGACUGCGCAGAAGCAGCAAUUUCGACAACCUCAGCAUCCUCGCACAUCCUCGCACAGCCUCUACCCACAGCAAGCCGCACCUGCUUCCGAGCAUAACCCUGACACAAGCCCCCCGUUAUCGUCCAUGUAUCAAGCUCGCCAUCAGAGCAAGCUACACAGGCAGCAGCUUCAGCAUUCCGAACAGCAUCAACAUCGCCCGCAGCAGCUGCCGGCACAAGCAUAUCCACCAGGGCAACAGCAGCAUCAGGCACAAGGUUUUGGUGUUCCCCGCACCGUUUCAACACCCGCCUGGGUUCCCAGCACAAACCAAACCUUCCACGCUAGCGCUUCGUCAGCGAUCAGUACCGCUAGGCCGCCUGCUCCUUCUUCCUCGUCGUCCUCCGGCUCUCUACUUUCCUAUUGGGACCGAAGUGCCGCCAGUGACAGCGAGCUCAGAAUGGCAACAACACUUCCGCCUUCGGGUCCUUACCACCAUCAUCAUGCGAUGUCUGACAUGGGACAUCACCGCCAUGCAUCGAGUGCCGCUUUUCUGCCCUCGGUAUCGCCCUCGGGUAUCGUAGCUCAUCCUUCGUCUGCGUCACACAUGGGCAGCAGUGGAAGGACGCACAGUUACGGCUCAGCAGGCUCCGAGCACUACCAUCCGUAUCGUCCGUCCUCGAUGCCGUCAGUAGAAUCGAGCAUGUCAGUACAGCAGCAUGGAUCUCCCUCUUCGCACCAGCAGGCUUCCAGCAGUGGUCCCUCGUAUCCGUCGUCGGUGUCAGCACCGCUUACAUCCCCUGGUUUCGUGUACGGGCCGUCUGGGUCAUCCGCCCCAUUAGGCCCUGGUACGAGUUACGACACGUAUCCUCAGUCCUUCCAAGGAGCUCAUUCGCAACACGUCUUCUAUUUACCACCUGCCAUGCCGCAUGACUCUCGCUUCUACCCACUCAAUCCAUUCGAGAUCAAGCACAGGCGACGCACCACGAAGGCGCAAUUUUGCCUGCUCGAAUCGACCUUCCGCGAAGUUCCGAAGCCUAACGCAACGUUGAGGAAGCAAAUCAGCACACAACUUGACAUGCCAGUGCGUGCGGUACAGAUUUGGUUCCAAAACCGCAGAGCCAAAGCAAAGGCCAAGGACAAAAAGAGGCAGUCAGAUGGAGGUAGAGGUGGUGCAGACUCGCAAGAUAGACCCAGCAUGGGAUCUGGCGUCGCCAGCCAUCAUCACUACAACGAUACCGACACCAACGAGCGAAGGGGUCAAACGUCGUCAGAAAUGCACAUGUUCUCAUCCUCUUCGUCGCCCUCGCAUGAACAACAGCAGGUGCGCAACCCGAUGGCACAGUUUGAAGGGCAAGGAAGGCGAACAAGUCGGUCCAUGGAUUUACCGCCCCUCCGUAUACAGGCGGAUCAAUCGAGACCAGAUGUCUACUGUUCAGGUUCUUCCACUUCAACGCUCCCUUCGCGCACCACGGAAACGGGCCAGACCAGGGACAGACGGGGUUUCGCAACGCCACCGAUUUCGGCAGGAGCAGACAGCUGGAGCCAGCAGGCGUUAGGGCUCAGCUAUUCGACACUAAGCUUCGACAGCCAAGAACAAGCAGAACAUUUGUAUAGCAUGCGCAGCGGCGCAGCGCACGGCAUGCCCGCGACCGCACCAUUGGGUCAGAGCCACGCUUCCGCUUCGGACCCGAGUGCAGGCAUGCCGUCAGGACUCGACCGACCAAGUCGACCGACAAGCUUGUCAUCGUACUCUGGGCGAGAGAGCUCAAUGCUGUCGGGCUCUUCCCCAAGACCAAUAGGCUACGAGUCGUCUCGCUACUGGUCCGCACCUCAGUAG